Closterium sp. NIES-65 is the source of this 3930-nucleotide messenger RNA. The record is from the annotation of a GenBank genome assembly. NCBI's taxonomy places the organism in Eukaryota, Viridiplantae, Streptophyta, Zygnematophyceae, Desmidiales, Closteriaceae.
AUGAACACACUGUUGUCUAGUAGGAGCUCCGAUAGUAUACCCGUGCCGACCGAGCCUUCUCACGCCAAAGCACACAAGCGUAUUAUCGGAACGCGCUUUAUCGUGGACGGUUUCCGCCACGCGGGGCCGUGGUCGCGAUGCUAUUUGCUCACGCACUUCCACGCGGACCACUACUGCGGCCUUUCCCCCUCUUGGCGCGCGGGGGUGAUUUUCUGCUCCCCCGUCACUGCGCGUCUCCUCUCCGAGGUGCUCGGGAUUCCCCCCGCGUGGGUGCGCGCGCUCCCCUUGCGCGCGCCCGUGGCGGUGGAUGGCGCGCGCGUGGUGCUGCGGGACGCGCACCACUGCCCGGGGGCUGUCAUGCUGCUGUUCCGCAUUCCGCCUGCAGGGGGGGACGUGGGGGGAAGCACGGCGGAGGAGCGGGGGAGGCAGGGGGGGAGAGGGCAGGGGAAGUUUCUGGCGGAAGGCAGGCGAAAGUCCAAAGAUAGCGCAAAAGGGGAGAUGGGGGGAGGAGAGAGGAUGGAAGGGGAUCCGCGAGGGGGAAAGGGGGAAGGGGAGGGGGGAUCAGAGGAGCAGGGGGAGCGGGGGGAAGUGAAGUGGCGGAGAGUGGUGCACACAGGGGAUUUCCGGCUGAGCCCAUGCAUGCUUGGGGACCCUGUGAUGCAGGCGAUGGUGGGUGCAGAUGCAGUGUAUCUGGACACCACGUACUGCCACCCGCGCCACGUGUUCCCCCCCCAGAGCGACGCCGUGCAGUAUGUGGCGCAGAUGGUGCGGAGAGUGCUGGGGGAAGGGGGGGAGAGGGGGAGAGGGAGUGAGGUAAGAGGGAGAGAGGAUGGAGGAGGAGGUGAGGGCCUGGGAGGUGGCUUGGAUGGGGGAGAGGAGGAAGGGGAGGAGGUGGGGGUUGGGGUGGAAGGAGGGGACGGGAUGGAGGGAGGGGGCGGCGAAGGAGAUAGGGGUGGAAAGAAACAUGGGGAGAACGAGGCAGAGGGAGAGGCAGAGGGCGUCAGGCAAAGGGGAUGUGGCGAGGUGAGUGGGAUCUCAAGAGCAGCAGAGGCAGCAGAUGCAGCAGACACAGUAGAGGGUUGUACAGGGAAAGCAGCAGGCACAGAGCAGGGUGUCGAUUCCAUGGAUGUUGCACAAGGGAGAGGAGUCAGAGCGGCAACAGCAGCAGCGGCAUCAGUGGCGGCGGCAUCAGCAGAGGAGCAGCAGCGCAAGCCACACAGCAACGACCGAGUGCUAAUCCUCGUAUCCACCUACGUGAUAGGCAAAGAGAAACUCCUCCUCUCCACAGCCUCCCACUGCCACACCCGCAUUGUCGUUGACCCAGCCAAGCUCAACACUCUCCGCUCCCUCGACCUAACCCCAGCAGAACUCGCAGUGUUCACCACGGAUCCUGCGGCCAGUCCCGUGCAUGUGGUGCGCUGGGGGGUUCUGGGGGACGUGUGGCCGUUCUUCCGGCCGAAUUGGCGGAAUAUGGAGCGGCUGGGUAGGGAGCGGGGGUGUGGGAGGGUGGUGGGGGUGGUGCCGACUGGGUGGAUGUAUGAGAUGAAGCGGGAAGGGUUUCCGGUGAGGAGGAAGAGUGUGGUAGUUGGGGGAGAGGAGCGGGGUGUGAGUGUGGAGGCAGAGGAGGGGGCGGUGGGUGUGGGGGGAGAGGAGGCGGGGUUGGAUAUGGGGGAAGUGGGCGUGGGCAUGGGCACGGGAAAGGAGACGGGAGGGAUGGAGGCGUUGGAAAAGGGUGUGAGCAUGAGCAGCAGUGGUAUGGUAGACGGGAGGGACAUGGGCAUGAGUGAUGGGGGUAAGAGCAUGCGGGAAGACCGCAGCAGCAGGGGCAUGCGCAUGGACCUGGAGAUUCACCUGGUGCCAUACAGUGAGCACUGCAGCUUCUCUGAGCUGCGCUCCUUCCUCUCGUUCCUGCGCCCCCACCGCAUCAUCCCCACUGUCAACACGGGUGAGACAGCACGCCCCGGUACAAAUCAGCUGCAUCAUCUGAGAGGUUUGGUGGAUGAGUCGGCAUGUAAGCAGCGGUUUUUGGCUGGGUUUGGAAGGCGGAGAGAGGGGCGAGGAGGGGUGGUGGUGGGGGGAGAGAGUGAGGGAGAAGUGGAGAGAGGGGGUGGGGGUGUCGGAGGGGGAGAGGAAAGGGGGGGAGGAGGUGAGGGUUUGGGAGGGUGUAUGGUUGAGUCAGGUUGGGAGGAGAGAGGAGAGGAAAAGAUAGAAGGUGAGGGAGAGGAGGGCGGGGAGAUGAGAGAGGAGAAAAAGGGGCAAGCAGAGGGGUUGUUCUCUUUGGAAAGAGGUGCUGGUGAUGUGUGUGGUGAGGGGAAGGCGGAGAGAAUGGAAGAAAGGGAGGGUGGAGGGGAAGUGUGCGGUGGUAAGGGUGGAGGGUGUGUGGAGGAAUUGGACCAGGCGGGUCCUGCUGAUGUGGCAACGUUGCACGACGAUGUGGCGGUUUCUGACGGGCUACUACCAGCCGCGAAGCGGCGGCGGUUGGAGCCGUGUGGGGCUGGUAGCGACAGCAACGGUGAUGUUACGACUUGCACAAGCACGAGGUCAGGCACAAAGACUGGGACAAGGCCAGGCGAGUCAACAACACCCUGCGCACCGGCGCCCAGUUUGACGCCUGGUAAGACACCCAUUACAGGGCUCAGUGUAAGGCCUGACACAAGGCCAGGUGCAACGCCUGGCAGUCAGGCCAAACAAAGCACACGCAUGAGAGGGUCGAGAGGAGGAGGGGGAGGUGGGGGAGGAGGGGCGCGUUCCAGGUCCCGGACAGAGGCAGGAAGGAAAUCCGUGGGCAAGCAGCAGAGAGGAGGGGGUGCGGCGGUGGCGAGGGUAGGGGGCAUGCAGCGAAGCAUCAAGCACUUCUUUGGCUCCUCCUCAGCAGCAGCACCAUCGUUACCGUGCUCAGUUGACACAGUGGGGCUGGAACGUGCAGCAGAGGAGUGCAGUGCGGUGCAGAUGGUGACCAGCACGCCUCCUGCUGCUACCCAGCCUCUCACCACCGCUCAAGUUAAUGGCUCCUCUGAUCACCCCCCUUCGCCCGUUCGUCCUGCUGCUCCUGCGCGGCUGCGUGCGGAGGGGUGCAGUGCGGUGCAGAGGAUGGUGGCGGUGGGGCUGCCGGGGCUGACGGCUGCAGUGGCGGUGAGGUUGCUGAAGGCGCAUGGGGGGGAUGUGGGGAGAGCCAUGGAUGCCUUUCUGAUGCAUGUGGAGGGCGCGGGGGGAGGGGCAGGGAGCAGGGGAGAGGGAGGAGCAGGGGGAGGAGCAGGGGUAGGAGUGGGAAGAGGAGAGGGGGAAGUGGGAGAGGGAGGAGAGGAAGUGGGAGGAGCGAGAGAAAGAGAAGCAAGAGAGGGAGAGGGAAGAGCAGGAGAGGGAGAGGGAAAGCGAGGAGAGGGAGAGGGGAAGGGAGGUGAGGGAGAGGGGGGGACAGGAGAGGGAGGAGAGGGAGAGAGAGGCGCGAGAGAGGGAGGAGAGGAUGAUAGGAAGUGUUUAGAGGAGGAGCGAGGGGGAGCUGAAGGGGUUGGAGAGAAGGCGCUAGCGGGGUGGGAGGAGGGAGCGGCAGCGCCCUACAUGCAUCUGGCAGUGGCGUUCGAUGCAGUGGAGAGGGAGAGUGGGCGCAUCAAGUCAAGCGACAUUCUCACCAACACCUUCAGAAGCCUCUUGGCACUCUCGCCCAAUGACCUGCUGCCAGCCGUCUACCUCUGCACCAAUCGCAUCGCUCCCGACUUUGUCAAUGCUGACCUGAACGUGGGAGGGGGUACUGUGGCUGGUGCCGUGUGUGAAGCAACAGGCAUGAAGAGGCAGCAGCUGCGACUCAUGUACACACGCAUGGGCGACCUUGGCGAUGUGGCUCACGCAUGCCGCUCCUCUCAGCGCUUGCUGCGCGCCCCCCAGCCCCUCACCAUCCACCGCCUAUUCCAUGCUCUGCGCGCCCUCAGGUGA